AUGUUAAUGAGCCACUUCAACAACACCGAAGAGCCGUUUGCGUUAACAGCUUUCGGCAUGACCUUCUAUGUGGUCACACAGGCUAAGCAUUCUGCUGAAGUAUACAAGAACACGGAGACACUAUCAUUCGAAGGCUUCGUUCAAGGCCUUAUGAGGAUCAACGGUAACAAUGAGCAUGCUAUCAGAGUCAUGUACAACGCACUACCAAGUGAUAAGCAGGGUUUCCCCAACCCUCACGCGGACAACCUUGCCAUAGAGGUCCUUGCCGAGACUUGCAACUACGCUGUCAUGAAAGAUGCAACACAGAUUGAAGUGCCGCUCUACCAGUGGACUUCCGAACUUUUCGUCCAACUCGGUCAGCAGGUGUAUUUUGGAGAGACUCUUGCUAAAAUCGAUCCAAAGGUUCAUCAAUCAUUCUUGGUAUUCGAUGAGUUAAUAUGGAAGAUACUGUACCAAUACCCAAGCUUUCUCUCUGGCGAUAUGGCUGCCGGUAGAGGUGAGGUCGUGGCUGCACUGGGAAAAUAUCUACGCACGCCUAAGGCUGAACGAAGCGACGCCGCUUGGAUAAUCAGCGCAAUGGAGGAUGAGAUGGUAUCGCUUGGCGUUGGGGUAGAAGAUAUGGCUAUCAUCAUAUUUCACCUCUAUAUUGCUAUCAACACCAACACCCGCAAAACGAUCUUCUGGGUUAUCACGUAUCUUCUCCACAAUCCAACUCUUCUAGCCAUCUUUCGAAAGGAAACAGAACCAGCGUUCGAUGGCGAUGUCCUGGUCGAUCCCUUUUACUUCCAGGACCCUGCAAAAUGCCCCCAGGUCGAUGCGAUCUGGCACGAAACACUACGAAUGGUAGGGUGGUCUGCAUCAAUCCGCCUCAUUACCAAAGACACUGUUAUAGGUGGUAAGCUCAUGCGUGAAGGCAAUCGCGUCAUGGUCCCACACCGCCUACAGCACUUUGACGAGACCGUCUUCGGUGAAGAAACGCACGUAUUCCGUCCGGAACGAUGGCUGAAUGGCAAAGGGCUGUCACGAAGCCCAUCUUGGCACCCCUUUGGUGCUGGGAAGACGCUGUGCAGCGGCCGCUUCUUAGCUAGGUACUCCGUCACAGCAUUUGUGGCUACUGUGCUCCGGCGCUUCGAUCUCGAAAUGGUCGGAAAUCCUCAGUUUCCCCAAGCCGACGAGGGAAGGCCAGUCUUGGGUAUCAUUUCCAUCAAAGAGGGGCACGAUUACAAUGUUCGUCUCACAGCAAGGAAUUAUAUCACGUGA
Messenger RNA from Didymosphaeria variabile, 1260 nucleotides. RefSeq lists its product as uncharacterized. The transcript is spliced from 4 exons. Bases 1 to 1260 code for a protein of 419 amino acids. The record is from RefSeq and is a predicted model, not a curated record. Gene Ontology annotation, molecular function: iron ion binding; steroid hydroxylase activity; oxidoreductase activity, acting on paired donors, with incorporation or reduction of molecular oxygen. NCBI's taxonomy places the organism in Eukaryota, Fungi, Ascomycota, Dothideomycetes, Pleosporales, Didymosphaeriaceae.